This is a messenger RNA of Antechinus flavipes (yellow-footed antechinus), 2822 nucleotides long. It is a transcript of the gene CDHR4, whose product is annotated as cadherin related family member 4. Gene Ontology annotation, biological process: homophilic cell-cell adhesion. The record is from RefSeq and is a predicted model, not a curated record. The transcript is spliced from 19 exons. Gene Ontology annotation, cellular component: membrane; cell-cell junction. NCBI's taxonomy places the organism in Eukaryota, Metazoa, Chordata, Mammalia, Dasyuromorphia, Dasyuridae. Gene Ontology annotation, molecular function: calcium ion binding. The coding region runs from base 54 to 2546 and encodes 830 amino acids.
CCAGCUAACAGACAGAGGCUUCAGAUGAGGGAAUACUAAUCAUCCUCUCAGUUAUGAAGCUCUUCUAUCUUUUGGGGCUCACUUUUGUACUGGAAAUUUGGGGUGUCUUGGGUUUAAUAGACUUGAAGAAUUGCAAGAGUUUACCCAAUGAACUGAUUUCUUCCUGGACAGACUCAGAUCUGAGAGGCUUGCUGAGGCUGCCCUGGAUUGUGAAUAUCUCUGAGACACAGGAACCCGGCUCGGUCAUCCACACGUUCUUUUUCAACUGCUCCUGCCCACCUACCCUGGAGCUCUACAGUGUGAUUCCCUCCAGCCCCUUCUUUAACCAGCCCAGUUUAUCGGGAUAUUACACUCAGUAUUUGGCAAAGAUGACCUUGAGCAGUGCAGCCAGGCUGGAUGCCCGGCAGGUGAACCACUACCAGCUCAAUCUGAAGCUCACGUGCAUGAAAGAAACUUGGAGUUUGCCGCUGUCGGUGGAAGUGUUUAAAGCCAAGGGUCACCCUGUGUGUCUAGACCGCUUUGCCAGCCCAGCUGGGGACAAGGUGCAGGUUCUGGAGACUGUGGAGCCCCAGUCCCUGAUCUACGUGGUGCUGCUCGACAGGGGUCUGACUGGUGUCAAGAUGGCAAUCACAAGCCCUCAGGACACCACCUUCUUCUCUAUCAAUGAGCUGGGGCAAGUGCUAACCCCUAGCCAGGGUCUUAUUGGCAAUGCCUACAAGCACUUCCAGCUGAAGAUCUUGGUGACUGAUGGACAAGGCAAGAGCUGCCAGGGGACCCUGACUGUUGAGGUUCUGCCCAAUCCUCCCAAUCAGAUCUUCUUCGGGAUUCAAUUCCAGACCUUCAACAUCUCUGAGGACCUGGUGGCUGGUGGAGUGGUUGGCCAGGUCCGAGCCAAUGGCAGUCGUGUCCGAUAUGAGAUCACCGAGCCUGUUCCCUGCCCCUUAUAUUCCAUCAGUUCUGGGGAUGGACUGAUACGGACCACAGCUCCUCUGGAUCUGGGGCGGAACCCUGGGGCUGUAGUCACCCAGUUACAAGUGAAGGCCUAUGAUCCAUUUCAGCUCUCGUUGAGUGCCCAGCUCAGUGUCACUGUCAAUGUGCAACCCAUCAACACAUGGGCCCCUCGCUGCACCCCAGCUUUGCUAGUUACCCAGGUCCCAGAGACCAUUCCCGUGGGCAGCAUCCUCCUGACUCUGGCCUGCACUGACCCAGACUCCAGCAGCAGCACCUUUCAUUACCGGCUUUGGCACCCCAAUGAGACCAAGUCAAACUACAGCUUCCGCCUGCAGGGUCCCAUCCUUCAGGUAAACAACACAUUAGACUAUGACUCAUCUGCACCUGAUGUUCAGUAUAAGACCACCAUCCUGGUGACUGAUAGUGGCCAACCCCCCCAGACCAGCCAGGUACCAGUGCUGGUGACAGUGACCCCUGUGAAUGAGUAUUCUCCAAUCUGUCCUGCUCACACAUUCCGGGUCAGAGAAGACACUCUUCGUGGCAAGCUGAUUGGGACUGUCCUUGGCUCAGACCGCGACUAUCCUCCCAACAGCAUUGAGUACCACAUUUCAGACUCAUCGUCUAACUUCUACAUUGACCCUCGAAGUGGUAAACUCCAUCUUCUGACCUCCCUGGACUAUGAAAAACAGAAGACAUAUCUGCUGGUGAUCUUUCUGACUGAUCGAGACCAGGAUCAGGAUCCUACACAUCGCCGGUCAGGCUCUUGUACUGUCACCAUUGAGGUUCAGAAUGUGAAUGACCAUGCUCCAGAAUGUGAACCCCCAUUCCAAGAGCUCACCAUCUCUUCUGCCCCAAGCACCAAUGCAGAGGUGACAAAGCUGAUGUGCUCGGACAGGGAUGUACCAGAGCAAGCUCCUGGAGCAUUCUCUUUCACCAUCGUUGGAGGAAACAGCAAUGGAAGGUUCCACAUGAAGGACAAUAUUCUACUCCACAAGACCUUUUCCUUACAGCCUGAUGGGCCCUUGAACCCCCUCACUUAUGAGCUUCUGGUCCGCGUGACUGACAAUGGACCUACCCUGCCCCUCUUCAGUACCACGACCAUUGUCAUUGUUCACGUGAUUCCUUGGAUGACCACUGUGCCCACCACAAGCACAACACCUCUGAUGGUUUCUUCACCUACACCCUUGCUAGUGACUAGAAAUGAGGAUUACUGGGCUCCAGAAGCUUGGUUCGUGGUUGUGUUAACAGUGACUGGAGUUCUCCUGCUCAGCAUCUUGGGCUGGCUCCUUUGUAGAUGGCCUGGAAGGAUGGCUGUAAGCCAGCAAACAUGUGGACAAUCCUCCCAGACUCUAUUAUUGGAGAGCACUAGGAGAAAGGAAAAUUCUACUGGUGAGCUAAGAACAAAGAAGAAUGAAGAAAGCGGCAGCAUCCUAAGCCUGCAGCAGUUUGAUGGCAGAGCUCAGGAUCCUGGUAAGUUCUCUACUUCCUGCCCUUUACUUAUUUCCACCUUAGCGCCUUCUGCAGAUAAAGGGGCUUACUAUCACAAUAUCCAGUUUGGAAUAAGUGCUAUCACCCCUACCUUGGCCCUUUCGUAAAAAAAAAAAAAAAAAAGGAAGGCUUCCUUGCCCUUAACAUUGAUGCCUGAUUGUUUUAAGUUUAUUCAUACUUUUUCUUCUAGCUUGAGCUGAAAGCAAUUCAGGACUUAACAGGCUACCCUAAAUCUGGCUAUUUAGCCUGCCUCCCCCUGCUCCCACCACCUUCUUCUCCCUAGUCUUCCCCCUGCUACCAAUUUCUCUGUCUCUGUCUGUCUCUAUUUGUCUCUCUGUCUCCCUCUCUUUCUCUGUCUCCAUGGUUUCUCUCACUCUCUGUCU